CGCGCCCCCCGGGACUCCCCGGGACCCUCCGGGACCCUCCGGGACCCCCGCCAUGGAGGAGGUGACCCCCCCGGAUCUUCUGCCCUUCCUCCUGCAGAACUGGGGUGCUCAGGAGGCGGGGGGGGCAGCGCCGUUCGUGGAGAUCCUGGAGCAGCCCAAGCAGCGCGGGAUGAGGUUCCGCUACAAGUGCGAGGGGCGCUCGGCCGGGAGCAUCCCCGGGGAGCACAGCACCGAGACCACCAAGACCCACCCCACCAUCCGCGUGAACAACUACCGGGGCCCGGGGCGGGUGCGGGUGUCGCUGGUGACCAAGGACCCCCCCCACCGCCCCCACCCCCACGAGCUGGUGGGCAAGGACUGCAAGGACGGCUUCUACGAGGCUGAGCUGUGCCCCGAGCGCAGCAUCCACAGUUUCCAGAAUUUGGGAAUUCAGUGCGUGAAGAAGCGGGAGCUGGAAGCAGCAGUGGCCGAGCGGAUCCGCACCAAUAACAACCCCUUCAACGUGCCGGCCGAGCAGCGCGGGGGCGAGUACGACCUGGCCGCGGUCAGGCUCUGCUUCCAGGUGUGGGUGAGGGGCCCGGGGGGGCUGCGGCCCCUCCCCCCCGUCCUGUCCCAGCCCAUCUACGACAACCGUGCCCCCAGCACGGCCGAGCUGCGGAUCUGCCGCGUCAAUCGCAACUCCGGGAGCUGCCGGGGCGGGGACGAGAUCUUCCUGCUGUGUGACAAGGUCCAGAAAGAGGACAUCGAGGUUCGUUUCUCGGCCGAGGGUUGGGAGGCCAAGGGCUCGUUCGCCCAGGCCGACGUUCACCGCCAGGUCGCCAUCGUCUUCCGCACGCCGCCCUUCCGGGACCCCGCGCUGCGCGCCCCGGUCACCGUCCGCAUGGAGCUGCAGCGGCCCUCGGACCGGCAGCGCAGCGCCCCGGUGGACUUCAGAUACCUGCCCCACCAGG
Molecule: messenger RNA, 950 nt
Organism: Poecile atricapillus (Black-capped chickadee)
Lineage: Eukaryota; Metazoa; Chordata; Aves; Passeriformes; Paridae
Product: transcription factor p65-like
Biological process (GO): inflammatory response; response to cytokine; canonical NF-kappaB signal transduction
Cellular component (GO): cytoplasm
Molecular function (GO): RNA polymerase II cis-regulatory region sequence-specific DNA binding; DNA-binding transcription factor activity, RNA polymerase II-specific
Source: RefSeq, a predicted model, not a curated record